This is a messenger RNA of Lathyrus sativus (Indian pea), 480 nucleotides long. The record is from the annotation of a GenBank genome assembly. Lineage: Eukaryota; Viridiplantae; Streptophyta; Magnoliopsida; Fabales; Fabaceae.
AUGUCUGGUCAACUAGAGCAUGAGUUGGAGCUUCAUGUGCCAGCAAAUGAAGCAUGGGAACUCUUUGGCACACUUGGUAUUGGAAAACUCGUUGGGGAAGAGAUGCCUGAAUUGUUUCAGAAAGUGGAAAUAGUUGAAGGAGAUGGAGGAGUUGGAACUAUUCUCAAACUCACAUUCACCCCAGGUAUACCCGGCCCAGCUAGUUACAGUGAGAAGUUCACCAAGAUUGAUAAUGAAAAGCGUAUCAAAGAAGUAGAGGUAGUUGAAGGUGGAUACUUGGAAUUUGGAUUCACACUAUAUAGAGUUCGUUUUGAAGUUAAAGAGAAAGGUGAAGAUUCGAGCAUAAUCAAAUCUACAAUAGAGUAUGAAGUCGAGGAUGCAGCUAAUGCUUCCCUUGUUUCCAUCGAUCCAUUGGCAAACAUUGCACAAAUUGCUAAGAAUUAUCUCGGAAGAAACAAGGCUGCAAAAGAUGCAAAAUAG